AUGACAUUGGAAUGGUUUAUAUUGCCUAUUGAUGCUCAAACAAAAGAUACAAGUACUGGUAUUAUGGUAGUGCCACCAAAAUGGACUUGGUAUAUUUGUAGUUCACUAGAAACGAAUUAUAUAAGCUAUAAUGUAAUAUGGAUAACUACUUCUUCUGGAGCAACUCCAGGAUUUGGAUUUCCGCCACAAGAAGGAAACCAUCCAAAACAAUACAGUACAAAAGGACUUUUAACCUUUGCAGCAAACUAUACAGGGAUACAACAAUUAUUAGAUCCAACAAGAACCCCAGCAGGAUACAUUCAGGAAUUGUCAUGUUUUGAUGAGGGACCGGUAAUGGGAUGUAAAAAGGAAUCAAAUCCACCAUUUGGUACCAAUGCUAUAGUUUGUCUAGCUGUAAUCAAUCCAAAUGAUGAUGAAUUAAAAUUUGCUGGAACAUUCUCCUUUAAACUUGGUACACCACCACCAGUAAUGCCAAAAUAUGAUCCACCUGUUGUUUCCACCAUCGAUGAAACUACUCCAACUGCUGCAGCUCCCCCAACCACCACAAAGCUAUUUCCUUUUCAAGCUGUUCUUCAACAAAACACUUUCAACACUCCAAAAAAUACCACCAACGCAACAUCAAACUAUAUUCGAGAUGGUUUGUACACUCCUCUGCGUCCCACAGGUCUUGCAUGGAAUAAUAGAAGACUUACCAAUGUUUCCAUAGUUCGUUUAAGAAAAGGUGGAAAACGAUUUGAAAUAGCUUGUUAUAAAAAUAAAGUGUUAGAAUGGAGAACUGGAGUUGAAACAGAUUUGGACGAAGUUCUUCAAAUAAACAAUGUAUUUUUAAAUGUAUCGAAAGGUCAAGUAGCAGCAAAAGAUGAUUUAGUAAAAUCAUUUAAAACAGAAGAUUUAAAUAAAAUUGUUGAAGAGAAAGGAGAGCUUCAAGUUAGUGAUAAAGAAAGAUCACAUCAAAUGGAUAAUAUAUACCGGGAAAUUGCUACUAUUGUUGCAGAAAAAUGUGUAAAUCCUGAUACUAAAAGACCAUACACAGUCACUAUGAUUGAAAAAUCAAUGGGAGAAUUGCAUCUUUCAGUAAACGUCAAUAGAAGUACAAAACAACAGGCAUUGGAAGUAAUUAAACAACUGCAAGAAAAAAAAAUAAUUCCUAUUGCACGUGCACAAAUGAAAUUAAGAAUCACGAUUCCAAAUAAUAAAGAGGCAAAGAAAAUAAAAGAAAGAUUGACUGAACUAAUCUCACAAAUAGAAGACGAAAAUUGGUCAGAUGAAUGUGAAUUGAUAUGUACGAUUGAUCCAGGACAUUAUAGAGAAAUCAAAGAAAUGUUACAAUCAGAUACAAAAGGAAAAGGUCAAUUAGAACUAUUAUCUCUUAAUGACGCAAGUGAAGGAGAUAUGAAACUUUAA
Molecule: messenger RNA, 1404 nt
Organism: Entrophospora candida
Lineage: Eukaryota; Fungi; Glomeromycota; Glomeromycetes; Entrophosporales; Entrophosporaceae
Source: the annotation of a GenBank genome assembly